CCCGGCGCUGUCCGGACUCCUUCAACCUCCUGCCUUCUUUAUGUGCUCACGGCUGCCGGCCGGGAGCGCCGGGGCACCGUUCCCCCGGGGUCCGCCGGGCGGGGAGGGGACGAGGUUGGUGGUGGGUACGAUGGGUACGCAUUUGAGGUGCCUGUUGAGAGUUCGUGGGGCUUGGACACACGAAGGUUCUCCUGGGGAGGGAGGCGAUGCUCCCACAGCCCGGGAGUGCGAGUGGAUGCACUCCAAGAGGAGGAGGAAGGCUGUGGCCGAGGAGGAUGAGAAAGGUAGCGCUGGGGCCAAUGCCAGAGGCUGGGAAGGCAGAACUGAGGGAAUGUGGCAGGCGGUACCGGUAGGAGACACCCUGGGCUGAGCUGGUGCCUUUGGGAGUGGGCAGUUUAGCCCGGCCAGGGGCUGAGAGCCGAGGAGGUGGCUGUUCUGCACCUUCAUACCCCCCUUCCUUCAUGGUCUCCCUCUAAGACAUAUCUGCUUGGCUGCUUGCUCCAUUAGCAUCUGGACAAGGAGAGUGAGGAGAGUGAGGAGAGCUGGCAGCACCAAAGGCUGAGCCAUGGUUGCACAGCUCCUUACUGGGACCACCUUUCCCCGGGGAGAGUGAAAGGGCCCUUGGCUCCUCCACCUCAGCCCUCCAGGAGAAUACCAGUGGCUGUAGCCCCUUGGGUGUCCUCACAGCAUCUCACUUCUCCAGGCAGAGGGACUUUGUAGGGAGCUUUUGCAGGUCACUUCUGGCUUUCAUCUUCUCCUGUCGAUCAGAGGAGCUGGUGCUUUUCAUCUUUCCAUUUUAAUGAGUUUUGGGGUUUUGUGGACCCCUUUUACCAGAGGAAGUGAAGAGGACACUCUAAAUGUCAAGUAAACAUCUUGACACUUGAGCGAUGGUGUUUUCACCAGAAGUACAGGAUGGUGGAAAAUAGCCUGAGCUGCUUCCUGCACUGCCUGUGUGGGUGCAACUGUUCUGUGCUGCCACACAGCUCACCCCUGCUCUGUCUGCCCCUCACCCCUGGCUGCUCUGUCACGCACCCUGUAGUUUUGGUGGUUUGCAGAAGUGCUCCUGGUUUUCUCCUAUGCCACCAUUGUUGCCAUGCUCCAGUCACCAGCCUUUGGGUGACUGCACUGGAGAGACGGGUGGAAGGAACAAGACAGUGGUGUCAGCAGGGCCAGAAUUUCCCAGGAGAGAUUUCAGUUCAAGCCUGGGAGAAGAGAUGCAUCCUUUGCAUCCAGGGGUGCUGCUUGGGCUCCCACAUGUGAGCAGGAGCUGUGACUUCCUGUGUGACAAGGGAUGGCACCUGCUGUACCCAUACCUCAUGCUGUCAGGUGGGAGUUGUGGCAACACGGUCCUUGGAGCAUGGCAGCUGCCUGGGCAUCUUUCCAACAUCCCUGCCCUCUGUUCCCACCACCCUUUCAGGAGGGGCUGGAGCUGUGCUGGACCCUGGUGCAAGGCUGGUGUGGGCACUGCUGGGGGUGUCUGGGCCCCCCUUGCCAAGCUGCCCAUCUGUGUUUUCUCUGGUGGGCACAGAGCUGUGCUGUGUUCUGCAGGACCCCCUCCCAUGCUGUCUGCUUGGGCAACAUGUGGGGAGCUCUUCUGUGUGCUCCUGAUGACAUGGAAGGUACCAGGACAUGGUUUGCCUCUUGGCUUGCCAGGGCAGGAGCCUGGGAGCCCCUCUGCUGUUUCCACAGCUCUCACAUCUUGGUUCUGGGCAGGAGGGCUGUGUGCUGGAAGAUGGGCUGCUCCAUUCUGGAAUGUAUUUUGUGUUGUGUUUCUCCUGAUCUGGCCUUGCACCACUACAAAGAACAUAAUUCCUGGUCUGCUCUUUGCUUCUGCUCACCACGCAGAGCCUUCUCCCAGACAGAGACCAACCUGUGUGUCUUGCUACCUGUCCUCCUGCUACCUGUGUCACUGAGCAGUGCUCUGCCUGAUGGCUUUGAGUGUCCCUCUGGCAGCACCAAGCUGGGAGAGGGAUCCCUGCCUCUUGCAGAGCCUGGGCUUAUCUGGGGUGUGCUGCUGCAGCAGGGGCUGCUCUGGGAAGAGCUAAGCAGAGUGUGUUUCCUGCAGGUAGUGAAGAUGUCCAGCAGCGACCCUGAGUGCCCCCAGCUCCUCUUUGUGAAGGUGCUGGCAAGCCGAGGGCGGCUGGAGGCGGUGACCCAGCAGAUGGGCUACCACCCCCAGUACCUGGACAGCUUCCUCAAGACGCAGCACUACCUGAUGCACAUGGACGGCCCUCUGCCCUUUGACUGCCGGCACUACAUUGCCAUCAUGGCAGCAGCUCGGCACCAGUGCCGGUACCUAGUGAACCUGCACGUGCUGCAGUUCCUGCGGGCAGGGGGGGACCCCCAGUGGCUGCGCGGCCUCGAAUUCAUCCCCCCCAAACUCCGCAACCUCAAUGAGAUCAACAAGAUCCUGGCACACCGGCCAUGGCUCAUCACCAAGGAGCACAUUGAGAAGCUGCUGAAGAUCAGCGAGUGGAGCUGGUCGCUGGCGGAGCUGGUGCACGCCGUCGUCCUCCUGGCACAUUGCCACGCACUUGCCAGCUUUGUCUUUGGCUGUGGCUGCGAGCAGGACGAGGGGCUGGGGAGCCGAGGCUUGCUGAAGCCACUGUCACUCGGGAACCAGUGCUUCUGUGAGGCCACUGCCAGCAACAGCUAUGGCCAGGAGCUGCUGCGCAUCAACCGCAAGCGGUCCCUGGACUCCUGCAUGGAGCUGGAUUCCCUCCGGGAACGCAUGCAGCGGAUCCAUGUGGAGACUGAGGGCAGGGACGAGAUGAGGCUGCUGCAGCAGGACCGAGAGGAAGGGCUCUCCCCUCUUGCAGAUACUGACAGCGAAGUCACCGGUGCCACCAACCUUGCAUGCUACAUGCAGGACCCUGACUUUGGAUACCAAGACUUUGCCCGGCGUGACGAGGAUCAGACGCAGGUAUUCAGAGUCCAGGACUACUCAUGGGAAGACCAUGGCUUCUCACUGGUCAACCGGCUCUACUCUGACAUUGGGCAUCUCCUGGAUGAGAAGUUUAGGAUGGUGGAUGGUCUGCAGAGCAGUGCCAUGGCCAAGCGGCAGGGCUGUGAACCCUCUGUUUUCAAGCGGGGCAUCUGGAACUACAUCCACUGCAUGUUUGGCAUUAGGUACGAUGAUUAUGACUAUGCAGAAGUGAAUCAGCUCCUGGAGCGAAUGCUCAAAGUUUACAUUAAAACUGUAACGUGCUACCCAGAGAAGACAAACUCAGAAAUGUUUGACAGGUUCUGGAAGCAGUUCAAGCACAGUGAAAAGGUGCACGUGAACCUGCUGAUCCUGGAAGCCCGGAUGCAGGCAGAGCUGCUGUACGCAUUGCAGGCCAUCACCCAGUAUAUGAUCUCCUAGAUGCUGGAGCUGCGGCAGGGCCUGGCAGCCUCCUCUCUCCCUGAACUCGUGCGGGACCCGUCACGCUGGGACCGACGGCAAGGGAUUCCUUGAUUUAGUUCACUUGACUGUAUUGUUCCUUUUUGUUGGUUCCCCACCCCCGCCUUGUGGGGGUCACUGAGUGGCCCUGUUACGUGCAAUUACCAAACUGUGAGGCAAGUCCAUGCUGCUGAGAUGCUGGAGACUUGAACAUGUCCAAGGAGGACUGCCAAAAACAUGGGGGAGAGGGAAGUGGGAGGGGACUGGGGCCAGAUUGGAGGGAUGCUCCAUGCCUGGGUGCUGUGGGAGCCUCAGUGGCACAGGGAGGGCAGAGGGGAGAACUGGCUUCCUUCCCUGUGCUGCAGUGGCUGCUCUGCUUGCAAAGCCACGCUUGGGCACCUGUCCUCAUCGGGGUGGUGUCUCUCACUUGGGAACAGUGUGGGCAGCAUGUGGGUGUGUUGAAAUGUUCUGAGUUGCAGGGUUAAGCAGCAAGAAGCGCUGGCUCCUAGCAAGGGCCCUUCCCCAGGGCAGCAAGGGGAUGCACUUGCUGCCUGCAUGUUAUGUCCUUUAGGUCUAUGUGCCAAACCCUUCUGGGAUGGACAAGAGAUGACCCAGCAAACUCCAAACUGUGAAGCUCUUGCUGGCAGAGCAUCCUUGUGCUUUGCUUUCUCCGACAGCGGGAUGAGAAGGUCUUUGACAGUGUUCAGGCACUGGAGGUUUCUGCUGGGGGCUUUGGCAGUCCUAAGCCCGUCCUCUGCUCCACAUCAGCAGAGAGGCAGGAGGAACAAGGGAAGCUUGUUAAUGUGUUUGAGUUAAUGUGGUUUGUAUCUUCUUACCACUAUGGGCGGGCUGAGGUCCUGUGCCCAGUCACUUGCUUAACAGCAUGGUGGAGGAGCCUGUGGUCAGCACAGGUAAGCUACAAGAAGCUUCUCCUUGAAUGUGGGUUGGGGGGCACUCCUGAGACUGCCCCAUCUAAACAGAGGCAGCCUGUCCACCAGCCUUGCCCUCUGCCUGGGGGGGCUACACCACCAUUCCUCCCAUCUCCCUGGGCUGCUCCCUGCCUGUGCCACAACCCCUGGCUGGAGAGGUACAAGGGCACCAGUGCAGGCUCCAGAGAGCAGCCACAAAAGGGGAAUGAAGCCACCCGUUGUAAGUGGGAGCCUGAAGCAAGGGCAGCUGUCGAGCCAGCCAGUGCACACUGCUUCAGUCGACCUGUUUACUGCGUAAAUAUACGGGGAGAAAACCUUGUGUAUGGAAGCUACAGAAAAAGCCUAUUUUUGCUAUAAAUAUAUUAUGUUUGACACGGA
This is a messenger RNA of Serinus canaria (Common canary), 4689 nucleotides long. RefSeq names its product sestrin-3-like. Gene Ontology annotation, cellular component: nucleus. Gene Ontology annotation, biological process: negative regulation of TORC1 signaling; cellular response to leucine starvation; positive regulation of macroautophagy. The coding region runs from base 1292 to 3364 and encodes 690 amino acids. The record is from RefSeq and is a predicted model, not a curated record. Lineage: Eukaryota; Metazoa; Chordata; Aves; Passeriformes; Fringillidae. The transcript is spliced from 8 exons. Gene Ontology annotation, molecular function: L-leucine binding; oxidoreductase activity, acting on peroxide as acceptor.